This is a messenger RNA of Halichondria panicea, 1945 nucleotides long. RefSeq names its product proton-coupled folate transporter-like. The record is from RefSeq and is a predicted model, not a curated record. Gene Ontology annotation, cellular component: membrane. Gene Ontology annotation, molecular function: transmembrane transporter activity. The transcript has 4 exons. Gene Ontology annotation, biological process: transmembrane transport. The coding region runs from base 58 to 1842 and encodes 594 amino acids. Lineage: Eukaryota; Metazoa; Porifera; Demospongiae; Suberitida; Halichondriidae.
AGGAGGCUACUAUUAUGGUUUAGUGGUCAUUAAUGAAACCACACCAAAGAAGAAAUAAUGGAGACAGUUUUUGAGGUCAGUGGAGAAAAUGACUCCUUGCUGCAAAGCGAAUACGGGAGAAAGAAGUCCGUAAACUCUGUGGAUUCUGAGGUAUACCAUUCAGCUAGCUCAAGGCUGACAGCUACAGGAGCUACCAUGACCUCUGCUAGUGGAAAGUGGGACUCAGCUUUGAAAGAAGAGAGAAAGUCUGGAUUUGUUUCUUUCAAUCCCUGUGCACUUUUCAUGCUUUUUCGAAAUGCUAAAAUCCUUACUGUGGAGCCUGUGAUAUUCCUGUACAUGUUUGGGACAUAUCUGUACUUUCCUCUUUAUCAGCAGUACUUUUUCAACCAGUUUGCAAUACAAGAAAUUCGUAAUUCCUCGAAACUGCCGAAUGCGACUUACUACUGUCUAAGCAGCAACGAGACUGACAAGUAUGGUGGAAAUGGUACAUCAACAAAAGUGGAGGCGUUAUCAUCGUAUCUGAACAUCUACAUAUCGUUAGCCAAUCAAAUUCCUUCGAUCAUAUUCACUCUUUUGUAUGGGCCGUUGUCAGACAGAUUUGGAAGACGUCCAGUUUUAAUGAUUGUAGCAUUGGGUGCCAUUAUUCAGGGUCUACUUUCACUGGCAGUUGUGUAUUGGAAUUGGAGUGUCUAUCUGUUUAUAUUGACCAGUGCCGUUUCUGGAGUUUGUGGUGACUUUGCUGCCGUUCUCAUGGCAUCGUUUGCUUAUAUCUCUGAUAUCAGCUCUGCCAAGUGGCUCACAUUUAGGAUUGGACUAGCAGAAGCUAUGUUGUUCAUGGCUGGUGCAUUAGCCGAAGGAACAGGUGGUCUUUGGUUUCAGACGCUCAGUUGCAAUUUUCUUCCACCAAUUGCUUUGUACAUUGGUUGCAAUGCACUGCUUAUGGCGUAUGUACUGCUAUUUUUACCGGAGUCACUGUCAAGGAAAGAGAGGGAAAGACGAGCUCUAGGCAAGCCAAAGGGGAUUCGUUCUCUGAUCCGGGGUUUUAAGAUUUACUUGUGUCAAAUCCAGGAGUAUUCGGUUUGGAUGUUGUGGGCAGCUUUGAUAGCGAUUUUUGUGCUUGUAAUGACGUCGGCUGGCUCUCAGAGAAUUCAAAUUAGUUUUUUCAAAUCUAAUAAACCUUUCGAUUGGGAUCCUACAACCAUUGGCUACUAUCAAAUGACUGCUCAGUUGUCACACAUGUUUGGACUGUUGUUAAUAUUGCCUAUACUGGUAGCAUUGAAGCUACCGGAUGCUCUGAUAUCUAUCAUAGGCUUGGGCUUUAAUGUUGGAAUGAACAUUUUCACUGGACUGGCAAAGAAAACCUUCGAAAUGUUCAUAAUUGGUGUGAUACAAGGAGUGGAAGCUAUUGCGUUUCCACCGUUGAGGAGUAUCCAGUCUAAAGCAGUCGACAAGGCAGAUCAAGGUGCCUUGUUUUCUGUGAUUGCCUCGGUGGAGGUUGGAGCGACUCUCGUCUCUGGUCUCAUCUUCCCUAUUAUCAUCCCACUGGUGCUUAGUCAUGGCAUUUCUCCCGGAGUAGACUACCUUCUCAUGGCCUGCCUGUGCAUCAUCCCUCUCUGUAUGCUCUUGUUGCUGCUGUUUUGCCGUAAGAGAAAGAAUCUCUUUAAGAAAGAAAAGGAGAAGACACAGAUUGCUAAUGUCCCUCCUCAGGACAUUAACAGUCCGGAGUUCAGUACCUCUACGGAGAAGGACAGUUUGUUGGCCCCUGGACAUCGUGGAACCUAUCCUUAUAGCACCACUGGAAAGCGUCAAGUUAAUAGGAGUGGAGUCAGGAGUAUGAUUUGAAAUGAUUUAGUUGUGUACAAUGUUUGCUUAUAACAAAAUGCACUAUUAUAAUUUAUAUGCAUGUAUACUUGUAUGAUGACAUGAAUCGUUAAACCACUUGUCA